This is a messenger RNA of Malania oleifera, 2275 nucleotides long. RefSeq names its product anaphase-promoting complex subunit 7. The record is from RefSeq and is a predicted model, not a curated record. The transcript is spliced from 18 exons. Gene Ontology annotation, biological process: cell division. Lineage: Eukaryota; Viridiplantae; Streptophyta; Magnoliopsida; Santalales; Ximeniaceae. The coding region runs from base 150 to 1835 and encodes 561 amino acids. Gene Ontology annotation, molecular function: protein binding.
ACAACAGGCGAGGGCUUAAAAAUUGAAGUAGAGAAGAGGGAGCGCCGGAGCGGGCAUUUGGGGCUGAAGUAGGCAUCUUGUUCAAACUUCGAACUCAAAGCUGCACUCGCACUCGCACUCGCACUCAUCAGUACAGCUCCCAUCCUGCAAUGGACAUACCCAGGGAUCAAAUCACGACUCUCAUUGAGCACGGCCUUUUCAACUCCGCUCAAAUGCUCGGUUCUUUUCUCGUUUCAUCAUCCGCUGCUAAUGCAGAUUCCAGUCCGCAAGUGAAGGCUGAAAAUUUGGUGCUUCUUGGUGAUGCGUUGUUUCGCGACAGGGAGUAUCGGAGAGCAAUCCAUACAUACAAGCAAGCAUUGCAGCACUAUAAGAUUAUACCCAAACAAAACACUACCACUUCUAGAAAUUCAUUGUCUGCAUCGAAUAGGUCGUCGUCUCCAAAUUCGUUUAACAUUUCAGCAAUUAAUGAAAAUGAGGUGAAGUUCAAAAUUGCAUCUUGCCACUGCGCGCUAAAUGAAAAUAGAGCUGCCCUUAUUGAGAUGGAGGGAAUUCCAAGCAAAGCAAGAAACUUGCAGAUGAAUCUAACAAUGGGAAAGCUUUAUCGGAAUUCCAGACACAUACGUGCUGCCACUGCUUGUUACAAAGAGUGUUUGAGGAUUUGUCCUUACAUCAUUGAGGCUAUUAUUGCUUUGGCUGAACUAGGAGUUGCACCCAAGGAUAUUAUUUCAUUGUUUCCUCAGACACCAAAUAGAAGUGGGAGGCCUCCAUCUGAUCAUUUUGAUUCUAGUCGUUGGUUGCAACGUUAUGUUGAGGCUCAAUGCUGCAUUGCUUCAAAUGAUUACAAAGGUGGUUUAGAACUCUUCACAGAACUUCUACAGCGUUUUCCUAAUAAUAUUCACAUAUUACUUGAAAUUGCAAAGGUUGAAGCUAUUAUUGGAAAAAAUGAUGAUGCUAUUAUGAAUUUCGAGAAGGCUCGGGCAAUUGAUCCAUACAUUGUAACCUAUAUGGAUGAGUAUGCAAUGCUUUUAAAAACGAAAUCUGAUUCCUCAAAACUAAACAAGUUGGUUCAUGAUUUACUGAGUAUUGAUCCUACAAGGCCAGAAGUUUUUGUGGCUUUGUCUGUGCUGUGGGAAAGAAAAGAUGAGAGAGGAGCUUUGUCUUGUGUCGAGAAGAGUAUCCGAAUAGAUGAGAGGCACAUACCAGGUUAUAUAAUGAAGGGUAACCUAUAUUUAUCAAUGAAUCGGCCAGAGGUAGCUGUAAUUGCCUUCAGGGGAGCUCAAGAGUUAAGACCUGAUCUUCGAUCCUAUCAAGGUCUGGUACGCUCUUAUUUGGCUCUCUCUAAAAUCAAAGAGGCUCUGUAUGCUGCCAGGGAAGCAAUGAAGGCUAUGCCUCAAUCUGCAAAGGCUCUAAAGCUUGUUGGGGAUGUACAUGCUAGUAACUCUGGUGGCAGAGAGAAGGCAAAAAAGUUCUAUGAAUCAGCCCUUAGGCUGGAACCAGGCUACCUGGGGGCUGCAUUGGCUUUAGCUGAGCUCCAUGUCAUGGAGGGGCGAAAUGGAGAUGCUGUCUCUCUCCUUGAAAGAUAUCUUAAAGAUUGGGCGGAUGAUUCUCUUCACGUCAAGUUGGCACAAGUGUUUGCUGCCACAAAUAUGCUGCAAGAGGCACUGUCACAUUAUCAGGCUGCACUAAGGAUAAACCCACAAAAUGAAGCUGCAAGGAAAGGACUAGAGCGGUUAGAGAAACAGAUGAAGGGGGUGGAUCCUGAUGCACCUGAGGAAGAUGAUGAAAAUGAGGUUGAAGAUGCUGAUGGAGACCAGGAAGAGGCUGAGCUUCUGUGAAAUGUAAAGCCUGCUGAUUUUGUUUAUGUAGGGAAGGACCUUGUGCCUGCAAUUACAAUUACAGAGCAAAUUUUCAUGGUGCCCUUAGCUUGUACAACUGCUCUAAGAAUCACAGACACGGUGUUUUGGAGGCUUGGCUUAACUGAAAAUAUUUCUUGAGGCUCAGCUCAAACUAGUUUAGAGAGCACCGUACUUCUUAAUGUACUCCAAAGAGCAAACGAGGUUGCUACUCUGGCUGGAAGGGAGUUUGGUUCAAGGACAAUGUGGAUGGGUCUUCAAGCACAAGAGGGGAAGUGGGAGAGCAAUUAAAAAAUCUUGGAGCUCUUUUCCUGCUGUAUAAAUUAAUGCAAAUUUCGCUCAGUUCAUAUCUUUUGUAGUACGCAUUUCAUUGGCCACAAAUAAAUAUUUUACCAUAUUUUCCCUAGAGAAACUUACUACCA